Coregonus sp. 'balchen' is the source of this 852-nucleotide messenger RNA. NCBI's taxonomy places the organism in Eukaryota, Metazoa, Chordata, Actinopteri, Salmoniformes, Salmonidae. The record is from the annotation of a GenBank genome assembly.
AUGCUUCAACAGUUUCUGCAAGAUGAAGAGGCAGCCAGGAUAGCUUCUCUGAGGGAGGAAGAGGAGCAGAAGAGUCAGAUGAUGAAGAAGAAGAAGAAGAAGAUUGAGGAGAUGAAUAAAGAGAUAUCAUCCCUUUCAGACACAAUCAGAGCUGCAGAGGAGGAGCAGGGAGCUGAAGACAUCACAUUUCUACAGAACUACAAGGCCACCGUUGGUAGAGCCAAGUGCACACUGCCGGAUCCAGAAAGGUUCUCAAGAGCGCUGAUAGACGUGGCCAAACACCUGGGCGACCUGAAGUUCGGAGUCUGGGAGAAGAUGCAGGAGAUGGUUCAGUACAGUCCUUUCAUUCUGGACCCCAACACCGCAUCCCCAGAUCUCAUCCUGUCUGAUGAUCUGACCAGUGUGAGAGCCAGUAAGACACAACAGCUUCCUGACAACCCAGAGAGGUUUGAUCACUUUAAUUUCGUUCUGGGAUCAGAAGGCUUUAACUCAGGGACACAUAGCUGGGACGUUAAGGUUGGAGACAGUGGAUACUGGAUUGUAGGAUUUAUCUCAGAGUCUGUCUCCGGGAAGAACGGUGCUUUCUAUAAUAGAAUAUGGGCAAUACAGUAUUGUAAUGGUGAAUACAAAGCACGACCGUCAAGCACUCUCCUCUCAGUGACACAGAAAGCCAAGAGGAUCAGAGUGCAGCUGGACUGGGACAGAGAAAGGCUGUCAUUCUCUGACUCCGAUAACAACAUACACAUACACAUACUUUCACUAAAGGGAGUAUCUCCAUUCUUUUACAAUGUUGAUACUUCAGCUAAUAUGAAGAUCUUACCAAUUAAAGUAUCUGUAACAGUGGAACAGCAC